AUGAUUAUUUACCUCCAAAUUUUAAACAUUUUUAUAUUCUGCUUUCAAUACUUUCUCUUAAGCUAUUCUUUAUUUUACUUUUAAUAUAUAAUAAAUAAUCUGCUAUAUUAAAUGAGGAGAUUGUAAAUAUCAGUCUAAUAUUUUUCGUUUAUAUUUUUGUAGCCUUUAACUUAAAUAGAACCUUGGGAAGUAGCGAUUUAAGAAAAAAGACUAAACAAAUGGAUAGAUUUAGCUAAUUAAUUAAUUUUAAAGAUUUAAAUCAUAAUAACUACAAGAGUAAACUAGAUAUAACUUGUCCUAUAAGCUUUGAAUCUUGGGAUGUUGCUAGAAAAUUUAUUCUUGGCUAUAAAAAAUCAUAUUUAGAAAUGCUUGAUAUUUCUUAUUUAGGACUUUUAUUUUACUUUCUUUUUGUGA
Molecule: messenger RNA, 414 nt
Organism: Tetrahymena thermophila SB210
Lineage: Eukaryota; Ciliophora; Oligohymenophorea; Hymenostomatida; Tetrahymenidae
Product: transmembrane protein, putative
Exons: 1
Source: RefSeq, a predicted model, not a curated record